AUGUCACCCCCACCAAUCAGAAGAUCGUUAUCUCCUAAUGCGAUAAGGACCAUCGACUCUUUGAAUUCAAAACAUAGAAGAAGUUUCAGCUCCUAUAAUGGUAAUGGAAACGGUUACGAUAGCCUGUCCUUAGCAACGUCCAACGGUGACGUACCUAUGUCUUCACCACUACCAAGCGUUGAACUUAAGGACAUUUCAUUUGCAAGUCCAAAGAGAAAUAGCGAUUUCCAUAACACCUUCAGGAAAAUCCCCAAGAGUGAAAAACUUAUCGAAGAUUAUAGCUGUGCUUUGCAGAAGGACAUUUUGGUGCAAGGUAGAGUGUUUAUCAGUGAACGUCAUAUCUGUUUCAAGUCAAAUAUCUUGGGGUGGGUUACAAAUAUCAUCAUUCCAAUCCAUGAAAUUGUCCAAUUAGAGAAGAAAACCACAGCAGGUCUUUUCCCUAAUGGUAUUGUCAUCCAAACUUUACAUCAGAAGUAUGUAUUUGCAAGUUUCUUGACAAGAGAUACUACGUUUGAGCUGAUUACAAAUAUUUGG
Molecule: messenger RNA, 534 nt
Organism: Williopsis jadinii
Lineage: Eukaryota; Fungi; Ascomycota; Saccharomycetes; Phaffomycetales; Wickerhamomycetaceae
Product: GRAM domain-containing protein
Exons: 1
Biological process (GO): intracellular sterol transport
Cellular component (GO): plasma membrane; endoplasmic reticulum membrane; endoplasmic reticulum-plasma membrane contact site
Molecular function (GO): sterol binding; sterol transfer activity
Source: RefSeq, a predicted model, not a curated record